AUAUGCUUGGAUUUCUGGUUUCAUCGGCGCCAUGCAUAAUUUGUCAUGUAUCAUCGCUAUUUGUUUUGAUUGUGAAGUCUUGAACCUAUUUAUGACACCAAAGUUGACACCGAAGCGAAAUGGUUAAUGAGUUUAUGCUGUUUGCUAUUCGAUCUCGGCCGCAGAUCGCAGAUGCUGUGGGAUCGUGCCAUUUUGGAGCGAGCUAGGGGCGUGCUAGCCACCUAGGUAUCUAGUCAGUUCAUUGAUCUUGGCAGGUGUAUCUGUAUCUAUCGGUCGCCGCUUUCGGUUUCUAUUUCCAUAGAAACGCCUGUUAUUUGGGCAAACAAUUGGGGAUUUUUCUGCUUUUGUUUUUAUUGCGAGAAUUCGCUAAACGAUUUAUGUACCGAUAAGUGAGCCCAGAUUGUGCGUUUGAUUUAUGGGUCGCCCCCAACUGAACGUGAUCUUCGUGGUGCGGCCAUGAUCGCUGAAAAUCGGUCAAAGGAGAAUUUUGGGUGCGACCACGCUCUGGAUUCGUCGACUUCUCACCAAUUUCCGGGCAGAUUUCGAGUGCGGAAGUGAAUUUCACCUGGGCAAAGACAAUAAUCUUCGCGGAAGAGCUGCUGCGCAGCGCUGCCCUCGGGAUGACCCUGCUGUUCUUCGGGUCACUGGUCCUCAUCGCGGACCCACUCCAAAGCAUCCUGGACGCGCAAUUGAGCUUAAAACCGGGCGCCCUGCUCCACCGACUGUGGCUAUCGCCACCGCUGGAUGUGUAUAUUAAUGUGUACAUGUUCAACUACACCAAUGUCGAUGAGUUCACGGCGGGCAGGGCAUCCAAGUUGCAGCUCCAGGAAGUGGGACCUUACGUUUACAAGGAGGUUUUGAGCAACCACAACGUCACCUACAACGAGCCCAACAAUACCAUCACUUUUGUACCAAAACGGGAGUAUGUCUUUGCACCGGAACGAUCUGUGGGCGAUCCCAAGGUCGACCGCAUCCGGGCACCUAACAUUCCGCUGAUGGGAGUGACCACACUGGCCUCCAGUCUAUCGAUGUUCGCCGCUUUGGGACUCAGUGCCAUUACCAGGCAGCUGGACUCGCAGCCCAUGCUGGAGAUGAGUGUCCACGACUACAUGUGGGGCUACGAGGAUCACCUGGUGGAACUGGCAUCUCGGUUCGUGCCCAACUGGAUUGACUUCAAGAGCUUCGGCAUAAUGGAGAAGCUCUUCCGGGAGGGAAAUGAGAGCAAUGUGUUCAACAUGAACCUGCCGGAGCCCAAGGACAAGUAUGGAGUGAGGGUAACUGAUGCUCCCCGAGGCUACACCGUGGACAGCGUUAAUGGAGAACGUGGAUUCAAGGGUUGGGACUACAACCAGGAGACCAAUGGAACCAUGUGCAAUCGCAUCUGGGGCAGCCAUGAUGCCACUCUCUUCCCGCUGGACAUGGAUGAGAACGACGUGUUCUUCCUGUACAGGCGAACCUUCUGCCGUCGACUCCCCGUGAAGUUCAAUCGCACCACCAGGUACAAUGGUCUCGAUGCCUACGAGUUCGUGAUGGAGCCGGACUCCUUCGAUAGCGACGUGGACAACACCAACUCCUCGUGCUACUGCAAAAACAACCGUUGCCUUAAGAAGGGAGUGGGAAGCGUGUCACCCUGUUACUACAACAUUCCUCUAGCGAUUACGUAUCCGCAUUUCAUGCAUGCCGAUCCCAGUCUACUGGAGCCAUUCGAAGGCCUUCAGCCCGAUGAAGCGCGUUUCACAUCUACCUUCGUCGUGCAACCGCAACUGGGAGCUCCGAUGCAGGGCACUCACCUGCGGUUGCAAGCCAACCAGGUGGUGGGCAAGGUGAACUUCAACCGGAUGAUGUCGCCCUUCGAGAACAUGGUCCUGCCCCUGCUCUGGGUGGACCUGAACAUCGAUGUCCUGUGCCUGAGCCUGCGCCUGCUCAUCCAUGGCAUCAAGUGGGGCUUCCCGCUGCUGCAGUGGAGCGCUGCCUUGGGAAUGCUGCUGGCCGGCGUUUACCAGCUGUGCAGCGCCCUGAUGCUCUGCAUUUGGCCACCAACCAAGCAGUUCCAGAAGGUCGACCAGAUUGAGCGGGGCACGGCGAUUCAGGUGAUCAAUGCUGGACUUAGUUUGGCCACUGGGCUGAGGAAAUCCUCCCUUCAGCUGGAUCCGGAGGAGCAGCUCAAUCUGCUCUUCGGCGGCGGCACCAUCAUUCCUAAGUUGGCCAAGGCGUAACCCAGGAUCGGAAUGCUUACCUCAACUCAAGAAGGGGCAACACUGUGAUAUUUAGGCUUAAGAUUCGGUGUAAAUUAUUGUGCUCAUCGGAAACAACUUAGGGAACGUCCUUGCCUACGUACUAGUUAACAAUAACUAUAAGCUAGGGCUAAAGUUAGAGUGGUAACAGUAAGCAAUGUACAGCUGAGCUUGCACUCGAUAAAUACAGGUCGAUAGCUAUCUAA
Messenger RNA from Drosophila suzukii, 2440 nucleotides. The record is from RefSeq and is a predicted model, not a curated record. Lineage: Eukaryota; Metazoa; Arthropoda; Insecta; Diptera; Drosophilidae.